UGGAGGAUGGUAAGAGGCAUUAUCUCGCCGUGAAAUCAUAGUCACGGCUUCAACUGUUUGCCGGUCCAGUUCCACUGAAGUCCAGAACGUUACUUGAUAGACUUUGAUUUCAGUACCGUUCGAUAUAAGGGAACUGAGCACAUCUCACAGUAGUACCGAGAUCAAACUGCGUGGGUUUAAACAUGCCAAACUAUAAAUUAACGUACUUCAAACUGAGAGGGAGAGCAGAAACAGCUCGAUACAUUUUUGCAUACAGUGGAAUAAAUUAUGAAGAUGAAACAAUUGAAAGAUCUGUUUGGGACCAUUUAAAAUCAAAUCUGCUGUUUAAACAACUUCCGAUUCUGAAAGUAGAUAAUAUUGAACUGAACCAGAGCACUGCCAUUGCAAGGUACCUGGCUAGAGAAACAGGCUUAGCUGGGAAAAGCAGCAUUGAACAAGCUCAAGUGGAUGCCAUCGUGGACACAAUCAAUGACUACAUGAACCUAUUUCCUUGGACCGAGAAGAAUGAAGCUGUGAAACAAAGGAUGAAUGAAGACAUUGUCACCAAUAAAGUACCCAUACUUCUGGAAGGCUUGACCAAACUCCUGGGGGACCGAUCUUGGUUUGUUGGCGAUUCAGUUACCUGGGCAGAUUUUCACUGGGCUGUCUGUUCGAUCACUCUCAUCAGCCUAAAUGCCAACCUGCAUAACUAUCCCAGUUUGCUGGCUUUGAAAGAACGAAUUGAAGCUCUCCCUCAAAUUGCAAGCUGGAUAGAACGGCGACCAAAGACUCCACUGUAAAGUUACAGCAUCAGUUCUCUGGAAAAGUUAUUUUACUUAAAAGGAUUUUACACUUCCAGACUAAAGUACGAUUCACACAGUAUCUUCAAGUUGUAAAUACUAGUCUUUAUCUUGGAGUAAUUGCUAUAAAUUUCUAAGAUUGAAGCUUUCAGUUUCUAAUCUGUUAGGAUGUUAAAGAAGAUCCAAAGACGAGGCUCAUAUUCCCUCCAGUACAUUAGAUUGAAAGGGUGAACUAAUAGAUGCACUUGGUGGACAAGGCUGAUCCUAUAACAAAGUUUGUGCAAUAUUAGGAAGCAUUUCUUCAUAAAAGGCAGUAGAAAUCAAUAACCUAUUCUCACAAAACUAAAUGGAGCUUUAGAGAGAAUUCAGAACUGAGUGAUAAACUGAUAUAGGGUUAGGGAUUGUGAGAAAUGUAGUUAAGAUACAGAUUAAGCUGAAUGCCUGAAUGGCAUCCAUCUACUCAGCACUUGGGAUGAGAUGGAGCAGUUGUCAUUCUGGCCUGUUCUGUGACACCUGAUUAUGUCUAAAGCAACAUUGUCUUCUUCUUGUCAGAUUGAAAUAUUUAAAUUAACAGUUUAGGCAAUGGAAUAAGUACAAGUGAUUUCAGAAUUUAAAGGGGCUACAAAACAGGUUUAAGUAACACUGAGAAGGGUUGUGUCAGGUUUCAAAAUGUUUAUGAAUUUGCAGUACAGGCAUACUGGGAAAUAAAAUUUAAGCAAGUGAUACAUUGCACUUCAGUUAGAUGAAAAGAAACAAAUAAAAGGAUAAAUUGGAUAUUGACAUUGAAACAAAAAAAAAACACUAAAAGUGGAAUUGUAGACAGCCCAAUUUUAGAAGUGGAACUGAAGAGGAGUGCAGUUGUGUUAAACAUUUAUUUGCUAUUGUUUAGAUUACACUUGAAUAUUACAUACUCGUCAUUAUGCAAAGGAAAAGGGAAAAGGUGACCAAGAAUAGCAGCAAAAAUGUAAGGUGAAUGCUAUUGGAAAAGGGUAACAUGAUUGGUAUCAUAUUUCAUCAAAAGGGAAGGCUUAGGGAAGAGGCCUUUAUCACUGGAAGAUAAUUUGAUGGAACAAGGUGGGGAAGUAUAAAACUAAAGGUCAUUUAUGAAAGCCCAGAAACUAAAUGUAAAAUUCAGAAUAAAUACCAUUUCCUGUAGAGAUGAGAACACGGAGUGCUUUGAGGUGAGCAGUAUGCAUAUUUAGAGCAAGGCUAGAAUAUUCUUGAAGCCAUCUUGUGAAAUACACCAACUUGGAUGUGCAUUGUAAUAUUCUAUCAAGAUUAUAGCUGUCAAUACAGCAAUGGAGAUGUUUAAUAAUCUAAGCAAUUUAACUUAUGUAACUCAAUUACUUUUGUAAGGCAGCUUUACAUUGUUAGUUGUGGCUUUCUUAAACAUGAAUUACUGCACUCAUCUGUACAUAUUAUUAAUGACUAUGACAACCAAAUGGUGCAUGUAUUUUACCUGCAAUAUACAUUUCAGCAGGUGAAUCAAAUAUGAGAUGCAAGUUAAUCUUAUAGCAUAAAAAUCCUUUGGCUCACUGAGGUCGUGCCAUGCACCCACCCACAAUAACCUAACCUCCCCUCUCCCCAUGUUUUCAUCAACUUUCCCAGAUUCUCCCAUUCACCAACACACUGAGCAACUUAGUGUAGCUGAUUAUUCUACCAAAUCUCAUCUUUAGGAUGGAGACAGAAACUGGAGUACCCAGAGGAAACCUGUGUGGUCACCAGGAGAAUGCAAAUUCCAUACAAACGGCACAACCGAUCAUAAUUGAAUGUGGGUUACUGAAGCUCAGGCAGCAUCUCUAUCUGCUGUGCCCCCCCCCGCCCAUUAAAUGUCCCAGACUGGCAAAAGGGAUUUAAAAGUUCAGUACAGCAUAAAUUCAAUACUGCAUUCAGUGGUACAAAAAAACAUCUGUAUACAAUAUUUGAAGAUAAAUUCUGUGCGAGACUUGAAAAGUAAUAAUAAGAGCAAGUUUUACUUGCUACAGUCUGCUCUACACUGAGUAGCUUCUAGCAAACAUGAUUCUGAACUCUUGGCUACACUGGGCAACAGCUAUUGGUAUUAUUAUUGUCACACCUACCAAAAUAUAGGUGAAAAACUUUUGUUUGGCAUGCCAUCUAGACAGAUCAUUCCAUACAUAAGUACAAUUGAGAUAGCAAAAACAAAAACAGAAUGCAAAAAAACAGUAUUUAGAGUAAGUGCAGAAUGGAGAAACAAGUAAUUUGCAAGGGCCAAGGCACAUCACACCCUUGAACGUUCAUAUAAGCAGCUUUGCUUGAAUCUGAUGGUACCUGGUUUUCUAUCUUUUACCUAUUGGGAGAAGGGUCAAGAGGGAGGAUCCUAAACCAUGUUGACUGCUUUUCCAAGGCACUGAAUAGUGGAGAAUGAUCAAUGGAGGGGACACAGUGCUGAUGUGACAUUUCAGGAUACUAAAUUGUGAGAUUGGAAAUUUUGCUCUGUUUAAAAAGUAUUUUAAAUAAAUUUAUAAUUAUAAUAGCAUACAAUUAAUAGCCUUAAUAGUAUUUAUAAUCCCAAGGAAAUAAUAGCUUAAAUUAACUUCAUUAACUAGAUCUUGGAAAUUUUGCAUAGAGAACACAUUACUACUUUGUUAACAGUUGAACCUAGGACCAUAGUUAACAUUUACUGAAGUCAUUGGCUUGCAAGAUAAUUCAAGUAUAUUUUGUAUUGCUUAACCUUUUGUGAUAAUUUGGCUAAUAAUGUGCAGACUGAGCCAGAAUUAGGAUACACAGCUGUUAGGAAUUUCCUAGGGUCCUCCCAAUUAUGAACUCCUGACUUAUACAAAAGAAUGGGAAACUAGCAGGAUGAAUCAUUGGCUGUUGUGGACUACCUGGGGAUCACAAGUAAUGACUUUUCACAGGAGAUAAAAAAAUUUCUAAUAUGCAUCAUGCUAUUGCAAAAGUAAUAAAAAUACAAAUUGAUUCAUUAUUGUACUUGUUUUUAUAUGUGCAUUAAGUCUGUUCUACUAGUGUUUAUGUCCUGAUACAUUUUCUUCUAACCCCUCAGCUCUUGAGAUUCAGAACAUUUCUA
Hypanus sabinus (Atlantic stingray) is the source of this 3825-nucleotide messenger RNA. Its product is annotated as hematopoietic prostaglandin D synthase-like. The coding region runs from base 183 to 779 and encodes 198 amino acids. The transcript has 6 exons. The record is from RefSeq and is a predicted model, not a curated record. NCBI's taxonomy places the organism in Eukaryota, Metazoa, Chordata, Chondrichthyes, Myliobatiformes, Dasyatidae. Gene Ontology annotation, biological process: glutathione metabolic process. Gene Ontology annotation, molecular function: glutathione transferase activity.